ACUUUAAGAAGUGCAAGAUACGGUUUCUGUUUUUAGCACCAGACUCCCAAGAUUAAAAAUAGCGUGCGAGCCCUCAAACUCCCCCAACAGACGCUCGAAUCCAUUCGCGCCCCAAUACUGAACUAAAGCAAGAGAAGAAACGUUUUAUCCCAGCCGUUAUACUGACAAUCACGCUGUUACGUCCCAACUUUCUGAGCAAACAAACUCUAGAUAAUUUACAGCCAUUUUGGCAGCUCCUCAGAGGCGACACGUGUGUCAUGAAAAGGCGUUUGCGCUCUCAGCACCGGUGACUCUUCAGUCUUUCACAGUACAGCACUAGGAAGAGUGCAAAAAAGACGGAUGUAACACAAUGAACCGAGUAGUGAACGACACGACGUAGCGUUGCUGUUUUUUGGUCAGAGUUAGAAACGUGCUCUCUUUUUCUUAUGCCUUUUCUGAAGGAAUAAUUCUCUUAAGGAUCGGUUCUCACGCGUAAAGUAGCGUGUUUCUCAGAAGGAUUUAUUGAAGGUUACCAAUGGGGUCUCAAGGGCCAGGACGUAAAAGAACCCCCAGCAAAAAUGGGUUGACUGCUGAGGAAGAUGCCCUCAACGUAAUCGCAAAAGAGGCUGAAGCCCGUAUGGCAGCUAAGAGGGCGGCCCGUGCAGAAGCUCGUGAGAUCAGAAUGAGAGAACUGGAGAGACAACAGAAAGAGAUUUAUCAGGUGCAGAAGAAAUACUAUGGACUGGAUAACUUGGACAACAAAUGGGGGGACAUUGAGCAGUGGAUGGAGGACAGUGAGCAAUAUACACGUGUCUCACGGAGACAUGCUUCGGUGUCAGAUGAUGAAGAACGGAUGUCAGUGGGGAGCAGGAGCAACAUACGGUUGGAUUUGGAUGCGGCGGGUGCUUACGGCGUGCUUCCCCAGGCCUCCUCCUAUCACUCACAUAAGAAGUCCAAGAAAAAGAAGAAACAUUCUUCCAAAACUAGCAAUGGCUAUGACGAUGAUCUCAGCACAUUGUCUAAUCGGAGCUCCAGACUCAGUGAUGAGAGCAAAAUGUCUCGCUCCUCUAAACUUGAUCGGCAGUCGGGCUCUGUAUAUGAGGACAGUCUCUACAGUGGCUCUCGGCGCUCCAGUGCUCGUGCUUCCUCUGAAUACAGUGGUUUCCUGGGCUCCAGCUCUAGGACUUCGUCCAGAGCAAAUUCUGCGUGCGGAAGUCCAGUGGAGGACUGCAGCAGCUCAGUGGCUAGUUUUAUGCACAGCUCAGCUAGUAUCAGUGGCCUCUCUAGAGACCUUGACCGUGUGGUCAUUCCUGACCUGCCAAACGUUAACGGGAGGCUGUCAAUGGCUGAUGACAGGUUAGAGCGAGACUACUUGGAAAAGGGAUCCUCACGAGCCUCAACUAUUUCUGGCGCCACUCUUACCUCUCUGGGUGGGACGUCCUCACGGAGAGGAAGUGGAGAUACAUCCAUCUCUGCUGACACAAAAGCAUCCAUAAGGGAAAUCAAGGAGAUCCAUGAGCUUAAGGAUCAGAUUCAAGAUGUGGAGGCAAAGCACAUGCAGAACCUCAAAGAGCUCAAGGAUUCCCUUUUGGAAGUAGAGGAAAAGUACCGUAAGGCCAUGGUCUCCAAUGCACAGCUGGACAAUGAGAAGACCAAUAUGAUGUAUGAAGUGGACACUUUGAAAGACUCUUUAAUGGAACUGGAGGAGAUGCUGUUUGAAACACGCCGUGAGCUUGAGGAAAAGUGUAAGGACCUUGAACGAGAGAAGCAUGCUCAUAGCAUACUGCAGUUUCAGUUCAGUGAACUGAAGGAGACGUUGAAACAGAGUGAAGAACUGCUCACUGAGAUCCGUCAAUUACGGCUCAAGCAAGACGGCUAUGUUAGGGAGAUUUCUGACCUCCAGGAAACUAUUGAGUGGAAGAAUAAAAAAAUUGGGGCAUUAGAAAGGCAGAAGGAAUUUUCUGAUGCCAUUCGAAAUGAGCGGGAUGAGCUUAGAGAUGAGGUUGUUCAGCUCAAAGAUAUUUUGAAGAAACAUGGCAUUGUCCUUGGACCCGACUCAGCCACCAAUGGAGAAACAGAGGAAGAAGCCGGAAAGGCUGAUCAGAAUUCUCAAACUGCAUCAGCUGAAAUCCGAGAGGGGAGUAGUGUACUAGGCACUCAUCAGUUGAAGGUGUGUAAAGACCAGCAACAAAAAGAUUUGGAUGAUGGGGUGCCAGGGAAUCAGCAGUUUUCACAUGCCCCGUUCAGUUCUACAAACGCACCUUUAGAAGCAAAUGAGAAUGGAGACCUUGGGGACCAAAUGAAUCAGGGUGUAGAGCAGCUUGAGAAUAGACCUGAAGAACCUCCAAGUUCUGUUGGUGAUGAUGAACUCACUGCAACAAGACCCAAGGAGGAGAUCAAAUCUGAGGCGCAUAUACCAGAAGAUUCAAGAGGCAAUACAGUGGAAGUAGAGUGCAUUGUUCACAAGGAUGGACAUUUGGAGACAGAUCAACAAGAGAGUGAAUGUGUCAAACCUAGUCAGGUCAUCAAAGAAGAAACUCCUUUAGAGUCUGUCUCUGGUUCUGUCCAUGAUGAACCUGAUCAACCUGGUGAAGCAGUGCUUGAUGAUAAACUCAAAGAGGAGCCUGUAGAAUCAUCUCAAACAGAGAAGCUUGCCAAAACCCAAGGUGCCAGUGCUUCAAAUAAAAAGAAGAAAAAGAAGAAGAAAAACAAGCAGAAGCAGAAACAGAGUGACAAGCAAGAGAAUGAUACGAAGAUAGAUGACAAGACUGAAACAGUUUGUAGUGAAGACAAUCCAAACCAAAAAACGGAAGGUGAUCUAGAAGGAAACUAUCAGGAGCCCUUAGGGAAUGAUAUAUCCGAAACAACGAUGAAUACAGAUGUCCCACAUGAUGCUAAAAGAACCAGUGAACUGGAUGGUUUCAAAACAACAAAUAUAAAUGCCGAUGAUGUUCAAGAUAAAAUUCUGUUAGUUACAGAUGAAGCUGAUUUAGCAGGAAUUUCUAAAACAAUCUCAAAUUUUGAUUGCCCUGAAUCUAGCAAUGGCAUCCUUUCAGAUGAUCUGUCCAGCAAUGUUAUCUCUAACCCCACAAACAUUAUUGAUGAACACACUGAGGAUUCAACAAAUCCUGACUCUGAAGCUGUAGUCUUUAGCUGUGAGCUUGUAUCUUCAGAAACGGAGACUUCACUGCCUCAUGAACCUUCUGCUCAGUCCAUGGAUGCUGUUGAAGGGGGUGUUGAGUCCACCAGCUGCUCUGAGAACAUUGAGAAAUCUUCAUCGGUAGACAUGAAGGAAGUGAAGAGCCAUCUGAACUGUGAAAUGGAAGAACAGGAAGAAAAUGUCCAGAACAUUGAUCUAGAUGGGACCACUAACCCUGAAGAUCAAGAUGACUCUGCUCAUCCCUCUUCCUCUGUAAUGGAGAAGGUAGGAAAUGAAGCUGAAAGGGUAAUCCAGGAACAACCUAUUGAUCAGCCAAUGGAAAACCAACUUCAAGACGGUAUUGGAGCAGAAUUGGACCUGGAAGAGGUUGAGAGACGAGAUGAAUUGGAUAAAGAAAACCUUAAAGCACCUACUGAAAAAGUGUCUGAUACUCAAGACAGUAUUGGAGCAGAAUUGGACCAGGAAGAGUUUGAGAGACAAGAUGAUCUGGAUAAAGAAAACCUUAAAGCACCUACUGAAAAAGUGUCUGAUACUCAAGACAGUAUUGGAGCAGAAUUAAACCAGGAAGAGGGUGAGAGACAAGAUAAUCUGGAUAAAGAAAACCUUAACAUGCCUACUGAAAAAGUGUCUUAUACUCGAGACAGUGUUGGAGCAGAAUUGUACCAGGAAGAGUUUGAGAGACGAGAUGAAUUGGAUAAAGAAAACCUUAAAGCGCCUACUGAAAAAGUGUCUGAUACUCAAGACAGUAUUGGAGCAGAAUUGGACCAGGAAGAGUUUGAGAGACAAGAUGAUCUGGAUAAAGAAAACCUUAAAGCGCCUACUGAAAAAGUGUCUGAUACUCAAGACAGUAUUGGAGCAGAAUUGGACCAGGAAGAGUUUGAGAGACAAGAUGAUCUGGAUAAAGAAAACCUUAAAGCGCCUACUGAAAAAGUGUCUGAUACUCAAGACAGUAUUGGAGCAGAAUUGGACCAGGAAGAGUUUGAGAGACAAGAUGAUCUGGAUAAAGAAAACCUUAAAGCGCCUACUGAAAAAGUGUCUGAUACUCAAGACAGUAUUGGAGCAGAAUUGGACCAGGAAGAGUUUGAGAGACAAGAUGAUCUGGAUAAAGAAAACCUUAAAGCGCCUACUGAAAAAGUGUCUGAUACUCAAGACAGUAUUGGAGCAGAAUUGGACCAGGAAGAGCGUGAGAGACAAGAUAAUCUGGAUAAAGAAAACCUUAACAUGCCUACUGAAAAAGUGUCUUAUACUCGAGACAGUGUUGGAGGAGAAUUGUACCAGGAAGAGUUUGAGAGACGAGAUGAAUAUGAUAAAGAAAACCUUAAAGCACCUAAUGAAAAAGUGUCUGAUACUCAAGACAGUAUUGGAGCAGAAUUGGACCAGGAAGAGUUUGAGAGACAAGAUGAUCUGGAUAAAGAAAACCUUAAAGCGCCUACUGAAAAAGUGUCUGAUACUCAAGACAGUAUUGGAGCAGAAUUGGACCAGGAAGAGUUUGAGAGACAAGAUGAUCUGGAUAAAGAAAACCUUAAAGCGCCUACUGAAAAAGUGUCUGAUACUCAAGACAGUAUUGGAGCAGAAUUGGACCAGGAAGAGUUUGAGAGACAAGAUGAUCUGGAUAAAGAAAACCUUAAAGCGCCUACUGAAAAAGUGUCUGAUACUCAAGACAGUAUUGGAGCAGAAGUGGACCAGGAAGAGGUUGAGAGACAAGAUGAACUGGAUAAAGAAAACCUUAACAUGCCUACUGAAAACGUGUCUGAUGUAAGCCAUGUUGACAACACUCCUUUAACUGAAACACAGGUUCAGGUUGUGCAUGAGGAUCACCUGUCUCCCAAUGAAGCAAUUAAGGAAUCAGUUGGAGAGUCAGAUUCUUCUGAACAAGAACCCAAGGUAGAAAAAGAUGAGGAGGAAAGCUCAAUCCAAAAUCAGCUUGAAGUGCAACUACCUGAAGAUGGAGAAGACCUUCUGGUAAAGUCAGAUGUGGCUGCUCAAGAGCUCAAGGAAGAAGACGAGGAAGAGGAAGAUGAAGGAGAAUCAUUUGAUUUUGAUGAAAUGGAUCUUGAAGCAUCAUCAGAUGCCCCUCUAAAAAACUUUCUAGAUCAGCCAAAAGAGGAAGAGACUCUUUUCACUGAUGAGGACCUAAUUCAAAAAGAACAUCUAGAACUUGCAGAUCAGGAAUCAAAGCCAAAGGAGCAGAAAGAUGAUGGACAAGACACAGAAAACCCACAAACAACAACAUUUAUAGAAGGAUGUUUAACAGAGGACAGCCAAAUCAGCAGUGAAGUCAAACCUAAUGAUCAGCAGCAUCAUACUUCUGGAAAUAAAGAAGAUGCAUUUGAGGAGCAUCAGCAGGCAUUAGAAAACGUGACGCUCAGUGAAGGGGUUAAUCUGAUCUCAGAGAUGGAGAAAAGAAAUGUAGGCCAAGAGAUCAAUAGUUCCAUUCAACACGAAAACAAGGUGUCAAGUAUUUCAGGAGAUCAGGAAGUUGAGAAGGAAACCACAGAAAGAAACAAGGAAGAUGAAAGAAAAGAAUCUAAAAAAAGUGGAAAAGGGAAAGGGAAGGGCAAGGGGAAAGAAGAAUGUAAAAUGUCUUAAUAGACAAGGACAUUGCCGAGUCUCUUCUCAGCAUCUUCAGUUGAAAAAGUAAUUUGCACUUAUGUAGGUCCUAAUGAAAUUAUUUUGGGACCAUUACUUCAGAGAACCCUAAAAUAACCAAAGUUAUCUUACAGUCAAUCCCAAUUAUCAGUCAUUGCAUCUUUUUCAGCAAACAUAUUUUACACGUUUUACACCUGAUUAACAAUAACACUUGAAAUUAGUUCAAACAGUAUUUAAAAUCCCAAAACCAAUUACACAUUAAAUGCUAUCAUUAAUGGGUAUAAAGUGUCAUAUUUAUUAUGAAAUUUUACAUGAGCAUGAAUAAAAUGUUUCUCAUACUGUAUGAGUAAUACAAAUGAUUAGCUUUCUGUCUGUGCUGCAGUCAUGUUUAGCAGCUUCUUAAUUACAAUGUUUUCGGUAACAAAGGACCUGUAAUGUAUUUUGUUUAAAUUGGUGUCAUGUUGUUUAAAAUUGUGGUAAAUAAAAAAUGUUAUUGUGUGCCAACCUUAUUAAACAUUCCUCUAAAAAUUUGACUGGAGCUUUGAAGUUACGUUUUGUUUUUACAAUAUAUUUUUUGGGAGGUACGAUU
Sinocyclocheilus anshuiensis is the source of this 6317-nucleotide messenger RNA. Its product is annotated as intracellular protein transport protein USO1-like. Gene Ontology annotation, biological process: regulation of transcription by RNA polymerase II. The transcript is spliced from 22 exons. Bases 515 to 5728 code for a protein of 1737 amino acids. NCBI's taxonomy places the organism in Eukaryota, Metazoa, Chordata, Actinopteri, Cypriniformes, Cyprinidae. The record is from RefSeq and is a predicted model, not a curated record. Gene Ontology annotation, molecular function: DNA-binding transcription factor activity, RNA polymerase II-specific; RNA polymerase II cis-regulatory region sequence-specific DNA binding.